AGUCUCUCUGUCUGCGUCCAUCAGCUUCCUGGUUUAUUCCUGGAUUUCUGCUGGUGCAACAGUUGUUUUAUUGGGCAGUUAGUGGAUCAUUGUUCCUCGGAUUCACUAGACAUUCGUCUAAAUUCUAUCCAGAAAACUCCGUGUCUGUCGAUGCGUGUUGAUAUCCGCUCAUCUUGUGGCUCUUUAGCCUGAAGCUAACUGAAGAAGCCAAGGAAGCUGCGUCUGUAUCCGGAGCGAGUUCAGGUGCUGUGUCGUCCUGCAACACUGUAGAGAACUCUUCAGCCAUGGUGCCAUACCUGCUCCCCUGUAAUGACUAUACUGAGUGAUCAACCGACAGCUGCCUGUCACAUCGGUUCUGCACACAAUCAUCCGUUUGCAAAAAACACGACACUCGAUAUGACCCGAUGCAGCCACGAUGGCUCCGCCUGAUGUCAUCCACCGGGGCUGGAACUGGAUGUUAGAAACACACAUGCGCAAGGUCUACGAAUUAUGUUUAUUGGUUAUAUCGCGUAAAUGUGUGUGUGUUUUUUGAAUAGUUGUCAAAAUAGUCUAUAUUUAACAGUAAAAUCUGGAAAUUAUACGUUUUUACGCACAUGCAUGAGUACGAUCUGGUCUGUCUGCCUGAUGUGGUCCGCUGGAAAUGAUGGUGCUGGAGCAGGAAGUUACCGACGGACCGGUUUACGGUAAACAAGCGUGACUUUGGUUUAUUUCUUUGUCACAGCCAAACUGCACAGACCUAACCCUAACCCUUAAUCUAGACUGUAGAAGUCAACAAAUAUUUUAAUAAGUUAAAAAAAAAAACUCGCCUGUGCAUGAUAUAACCAGGGGCGCAUGCACUUACCAGUAAACGUCAGCUGGUAAAACAUGCGCAAUUUCCGGUUCCAGUCCCGGAAUUUCCCGGCGGACGGCAUCAGGCAGGUGGACCACAUCAGGCAGUGACACGAUGCAAUUUUGCUCGGGUCCUUCAACUUCUGAGGACCCAUCAGCCGGAGCGCCAAUCAACUCGUCUACAUGGCUGCCCUGGCUACCGCCUGCAUAUAAUGUUGUUUUUCCUAUCCUGUGAAUGUUGAGCCUCCAAUAGUUACCAGCUAAUACCAGCAUAAAUAAAAUAACCAACUCAAGUAUCUCACGUGUUGAUAAGGAAAAGGCAUGUCCACUGAACAAAAAUUCUGAAGUUUGAAACUUGAAUGACAUGCAAUAUAAUGAAUGAAUGAACUUAAGUUUCGAUGCAUGUAACAUGCUUCUGCUUUUAUGUUUUUGUUGAGUGUUUGUCUCUGUAAAAUCUUCAGGUGGAUUACAAUGUCCAGACUGAAGAGAUGGAAAGUGUCCUACAACAGAAUCAUGUUGGAGACUGGAGACAGCAGACCAGAUCUCCAACAGCAGCUGAUGAUCGAAGGAGAAGAUACUUCAGAACAGCAGGAGUGCAGCUCCAGUAUGAGUCAAGAGGGACGAGAACAUCCUCUCAUUAAAGAAGAAAAAGAAGAGAUCCAGACCUUCCUCAUUGAUGUGAAGAGUGAAUAUGAUGAGGCUGGAACCAGCAGCUUUGAUCAACAACUGGAAACAGAAGAGAAAGAAAUUGAGAGUCAAGUCAACAGAACCACAGCCUCCCCCCUGUCUCUUGUGAAGAGUGAGGAUGAUGAACUUGGAAUCAGCAGCUUGACACAACAAGUGAAAACAGAAGCUGAUGGAGACAAGUGUGGAGGACCAAACCCAGCCAGCGACUUGGACACAUCUCUUCAUGCUGACCAGCAGAGGUCGCUGUGCUCUGAAUCUGACACUGACGACAGUGAAGACUGGGGAGAAACCAGUAACAAUCAUUCUGCUUCAAACUCUGUUGAGGAUCCAAACAUUUGUGGACAAAAAAGAAAAAAAAAGUCAUUUAAGUGCUCACAUUGCGGUAAAUGUUUCUCUUUUUCUCUUAGCCUCAACCGGCACAUGAGAAAACACACGGGAGAAAAACUUUCUAGGUGCUCUCUGUGUGAUAAAUCUUUUACUACAAAAACUAUAUUGGGCAAUCACAUGAAAAUCCACACAGGAGAGAAACCUUUCAGCUGCACUCACUGUGAUAAAUGUUUCAGAAAUACAACCAAGCUGAAACAACACAUGAGAAUUCACACAGGAGAAAAGCCUUAUAGCUGCACGCACUGUGGUAAAUGCUUUGCUCAGAAAAGUACUUUGAUAGGUCACAUCAGGAUUCACACAGGAGAUAAACCUUUCAGCUGCACUCACUGUGGUAGAGGUUUCGGAAGUACAACCAAGCUGAAACAACACAUCAGAAUUCACACAGGAGAAAAGCCUUAUAGCUGCACUCACUGUGGUAAAUGCUUUGCUCAGAAAAGUACUUUGACAGGUCACAUGAGAAUUCACACCGGAGAAAAACCUUUCAGCUGCUCCCAGUGUGAUAAACAUUUUAGCAGAAGUUCAGACCUGAAAAUGCACAUGAGAAUUCAUACUGGAGAACAACCUUUCAGUUGCUCCCAGUGUGACAAACGUUUUACAUGCAGCAAAACCCUGAAAAUGCACACGCAAAUGCACACUGGAGUAAGGCCUUUCAGCUGCCCAGAGUGCGAUACACAUUGUACCAGCAAUUCAGCCCUGACAGUGCACAUGAGAAUUCACACAGGAGAAAAACCUUUCAACUGCUCCCAAUGUGAGAAACAUUUUCGUAGAAGUUCCUCCUUGAAAAUGCACAUGAUAACGCAUUCUGGAGAAAAAACUUUCAGCUGUUCCCAGUGUGAUAAACGUUUUACACACAGCAAAACCCUGGAAAUGCACAUGCUGAUGCACACCGGAGAAAAACCUUUCAGCUGCUCCCUGUGUGACAAACGUUUUAUAUCCAGCAAGACCCUGAAAAAGCACAUGCGAUUGCACACUGGAGAAAGGCCUUUCAGCUGCCCCCAGUGUGAUAAACAUUAUACAGGCCGUUCGGCCCUGAAAUUGCACAUGAGAGUUCAUACUUGUGAAAAGCCUUUUAGAUGCUCCCAGUGUGAGCAAUGUUUCAUAGAGGUUGGGAAACUGACAAGACACAUGAGAAUUCACUCCGGAGAAAAACCUUUCAGCUGCCCCCAGUGUGAAAAAAGUUUUAAUAGAAGGUGUGGCUUGAAAAGGCACAUGACAAUUCAUACUCGAGAUAAAGCUUUCUGUUGCCCAUAGUGUGACAGAAGUUUUACAGUUAUUGAAACUCUCAAGGCUUACGUCAUACCACACUGGUGAGAAACCGUUGAUUAUAAAGUUUGGCAUCGAAAUGGAACCUGAAUGAACAAGUUCCAUUUCGAACUCAUGCAAAUGUAACAAACCAUCUGCUCAGUGUGUAAAAGUCAAGUCUUCCAUAAUAUUGGGGAUUGUGGCUGACACGUCUUAAGUGACGUAAGAUCAUUCAGACAAGAUCAAAGUCUUAAUCUUGCCAUGACUAUUAAAAAUAUUUGUCACAA
This is a messenger RNA of Synchiropus splendidus (mandarinfish), 3431 nucleotides long. Its product is annotated as gastrula zinc finger protein XlCGF57.1-like. The coding region runs from base 1252 to 3153 and encodes 633 amino acids. The record is from RefSeq and is a predicted model, not a curated record. The transcript has 4 exons. Lineage: Eukaryota; Metazoa; Chordata; Actinopteri; Syngnathiformes; Callionymidae. Gene Ontology annotation, molecular function: RNA polymerase II cis-regulatory region sequence-specific DNA binding; DNA-binding transcription factor activity, RNA polymerase II-specific. Gene Ontology annotation, biological process: negative regulation of transcription by RNA polymerase II; regulation of immune system process; regulation of cytokine production.